Messenger RNA from Drosophila ananassae, 891 nucleotides. Its product is annotated as polycomb group protein Pc-like. Lineage: Eukaryota; Metazoa; Arthropoda; Insecta; Diptera; Drosophilidae. The record is from RefSeq and is a predicted model, not a curated record.
AUCAACCCUAUUAAACUAAAUAAAACGUGCAACACGCGAUAUUGAAUCAUGACUGGAAGAGGCAAGGACGGAAAGGGAAAAGGUGAUAAUGUCUAGGAUGAUCGCGACGAUUUUCUCGUUUAUGCUGCUGAGAAAAUCAUACAGAAACGCGUUAGAAAGGGCACCGUGGAGUAUCGCGUAAAGUGGAAGGGCUGGAACCAGCGCUACAAUACCUGGGAACCCGAGGUAAACAUUCUGGAUCGUCGUCUAAUCGAUAUCUACGAGCAGAGCAACAAAUCCUACGGCACACCCUCAAAGCGUGGUCUCAAAAAGAAGGAGAAGGAUCCAGAACCUGAUUCAAAACCGGAGUCAGAGGAAGAUGAGUACACCUUCCCCGGCGACGAUGAAACUCAUACAGAACAAACGACAACCAGAUCGAAUGCCGGCGCUCAGGACACGCCCGAAACCAAAAAGGAGAAGAAACACCACCACCAUCAUCAUCACCACCACGAGUCCAAGCGCCAGCGUAUGGACCACAGCUCCUCCUCCAAUAGCAGCUCCACCCACAACUCCUUUGUUCCCGAGGCGGACACAAAUUCAUCUAGCUCGGAGGAUCAGCCCUUGAUCGGUACCAAGCGCAAGGCAGAGGUCUUAAAGGAAUCUGGAAAAAUCGGAGUGACGAUCAAGCCACAACCCCAAAUGCAGCAACAUCCAGAUCAACAGGCAUCCAAGUCACAGGAUCCACGGCAGUCGGAAAAGAGUGGUGGCGAGCCAGGAGCGCCGCAGAAGGCAGAUAUACAAAAUAAUGCAUUGGCCAACGAAGCCACGUCUACGCCCGCAGAAUCGGGAACUGAAGAGGAGGAGGUGCCCAGCGAGGAGAGUGUGAAGCAGCAGCCACAGCAACCAACAUAG